GUCCAAUAGCGACAAAGACAUUAGAUAGAUAGAUAGAUAGAUAGAUAGAUAGAUAGAUAGAUAGAUAGAUAGAUAGAUAGAUAGAUAGAUAGAUAGAUCUUAACUGCUACACGUCAAAGUGUGCAAAGAUGCCGUCAGGUGAGGGGAAGAGUGACAUGGAGCGCCUGGGUAUCUUUAAAGAGAUGAGCUACAUCUCUGCAGGGGACAAGUACACUCCACUCACAAACCGUCCCGUCAAUGAGUCAGCCUAUCGUGGCCGGCAGAUGCAGGCUGGCGUUGCUAAACAACGAUGUGCUCUGCAGAGCGGCUUUUUCGACAAGUCUUUCAACCGGAUUUUUGAACGUGAGGCACUGAGUGACCCGCUGAGGCUGGCCCGACAGAACCGCAUCCAGCAGGCCAAGAAAAACCUGGGCAAGGCCUUCCUGCCCUGCAAUGGAGUCAAGAAGCCCUGUGGUUCAGGUAGUUACUAUGGGACACUGUCGGGACCAGUCGAAGCCAUGAGUCCAAUGUCAGUCGCCCAGAAAGCCCGUCGCUCACCUGGACGCAACAUUGUAACCUCACCUCCCAAGAAAGGCAGUGGUUACAGCUAUCCCAAUGUGACACUGUCCAAAAUUGAGCUGUAUGCCUCAGACCCCUAUGACCGAGCCAAAGAAGCACUGAAGAAGGAGACAACAAUCCAUCAGUCCAAGUUAAGACAUGGCCCCUUCAAGAUCAACCUUCACCCCCGAGAUUAUUUCCAAGGCAAUCCAUACCGCAGUGACAGGCCACUCCCACCGGCACAGAAGCCCCUCCCACCAGGACAGAAAGUCCCUCCUGUCCCCUUCAAGCCCCCGUCCCCGAGCAAAAAGAUUGGAGGAAUGAAAGCAGGGACGUUUGACCCUUAUCCCUCACACUCUGCUGACCCGUACGUCAUUCGCCGUCCCAAACCAACCAAUCAACAGCCAAUUUUCCGUCCUGUUCCUGGUCCUAAGAGUACACCUGUCAAGAGCAUCAUCACCAUCAAUGUUAACAGGACUGUGCACACUGCAAACUACACCUCAGCCAUUCCAACUGUGAUGACCCUCUGACUACAUUACCCAUACUGCACCAACACUGACUGACUCUUUUACCUGCUGCAUACAGUACUUUAGAAGUUAUUUUACUGCAUCUGCUUCACUAUCAGCCAUCAUGAGAUUCCUACAGAUGUGCCUUAAAAGGUCUUUCUUUCAACGUGAAGACAAUACAGCUUCAGCCAUCUUCAUGAACAUUUGCUUCUUUCC
Molecule: messenger RNA, 1259 nt
Organism: Chelmon rostratus (copperband butterflyfish)
Lineage: Eukaryota; Metazoa; Chordata; Actinopteri; Chaetodontiformes; Chaetodontidae
Gene: cfap96
Product: chromosome 9 C4orf47 homolog
Exons: 8
Coding region: 129-1067 (312 amino acids)
Cellular component (GO): centrosome
Source: RefSeq, a predicted model, not a curated record